Brugia pahangi is the source of this 432-nucleotide messenger RNA. The record is from the annotation of a GenBank genome assembly. Lineage: Eukaryota; Metazoa; Nematoda; Chromadorea; Rhabditida; Onchocercidae.
AUGUCUGAAGAGGAAGAUCUGAUGGAGGAAGCUAUGUUUGAUUUAGUUGAAAUUUCUAUUUUUUGCGUUUUUUCCGUCAUUGAGUUUUAUAUGUCAUCAGGAGCUGAAAUUCGAGCUAUUAUGGAUUCGAUGUGCGUCAGAUAUUUGGAACAUAAUAUUAGAAUUAACGGAUUUUUGAAAGAGAAAGUUUAUAAUAUAUGCACUGAUGUAAAAAUUGAAGCAUACGGCUUCCUUUCAUCCGGUUGUAUAUUUUUAUUCCUCGUUUUCCUGUUCGCUAUUGAUCUGAUCAUUUUACUAAAGAAUGCAGAAGAGGUUGAAUCACGAAAAUAUUUGCAAAUGGCAGCUUGUCUUCACUAUGACAGACCUUUAAAAUGUAUGUCAAAAUCAGUGCUGGAAGGUGUUUUUAUCGAAUCUACGCCAAACAGUAAGUGA